GUGGCUGUAUCUGCAGCCAGCCAACGAAAGCUUAGGCCUAGGCAGUCGUCAAUCGUGUCGUUGAAAAUUCUUGAUGAGCAAGAGUAUUUCACCUGGAGAAAACAAGACGUCGGAGCGAUCAGCUGAAACGAGAGCACCAUGUCUUCAUCGCCAUCUGAGGAUGAGGACAGCCUCCUCGCGGAGAUACGCAACGUGCGGAGCGUUAUUCAAUUAACAAGGGAGAACAUCGACGCGCUGAACGCCAAAUUUGCGGAUUAUCCGAACCCUCCGCAGAUGUAUGUCAACGAAUAUGAAGAACUGACGGGUAAACUACACGAACUUGAAAUGAAAGAGCAAGAAUUGCUGGACAGAAAAAGCCUACGUGAAGAGGAACUUGUGAAACAAGAUGGGGCGUUUGAGGAUAGGUCUGAUCCUGCAGGAGAGGGUCCUUCUGCCCAGAGUCUGCCAAUGAUUAAAGCAUACCUGCCAAAUCAACAAAGGACUGUUGUGUCGAUAAGGCCUGGCCUAACAUUAAGAGAAGCUCUCACUAAAGGUCUGACUCGCAGGAAUCUCUCGCCCGAAAUGUGCACUGUGUUUACUGUCGCAGAUCACGUUCAACUGUCAUGGGACACGGAAAUUUCAUCCAUCAUGGGGGAAGAAAUACGUGUAGAGAUCCUUGAAAUGUUUCCUGUUACCUCAAGCAUAUCUCACAAUUUCCAACGUAAGACCUUCUUUUCAUUAGCAUUUUGUGAGUACUGCAGGAGAUUGUUGUUCCAAGGGUUCUGCUGUCGAACCUGUGGAUACCGAUUUCAUCAACGGUGUGCUGCUGGCGUCCCAGCUAUUUGCCAGUUGUCUCAUAUGGAAGAUAAUUACUAUCAAAUGCUAUUAGCUCAGAAUACAGAAACACCAGCUGGCAUAUUGCAUAUGCCUGCUGGCUAUAACAACAUUAGUCGAGUUCAACCACCUAUAAGAAGAACUAACCGAAGCCUUGGACACGGAGAAAGGUCAAGUUCUGCCCCAAAUGUUAGCUACAAUUUAGUGCAUGUUGGUAAUGAUGUGCAAUCGUUAGAAGAUAUGGUUAAUGCACAGACAGCAGGUUCUGUUGCUGCAGCUGCCAACUCUAAUAAACUUUCUCACAGCCAGAGUGCACAAGCAUCACCAACAAAUGCACUCAGGCCUUGGAGGCCUCGCGCCAGAAGUGCUGAUGAAAGUGCCAAUAAAAGGAUUCAUACUCCUCGCGAAUCAAUAGAGGACUGGGAAAUUCCUGCAGAUGAGAUUCUGAUAGGAAAUCGUAUUGGUUCUGGUUCUUUUGGAACUGUUUACAAGGGCCACUGGCAUGGUGCUGUUGCUGUGAAAACUUUGAAUGUAAAGGAUCCGACACCGGCUCAACUUCAAGCAUUCAAGAAUGAAGUGGCAGUCCUUCGUAAGACAAGACACGUCAAUAUAUUGCUCUUUAUGGGGUGUGUCAGUAAACCCCAGCUGGCUAUAGUGACCCAGUGGUGUGAAGGUUCAAGUCUGUAUCGUCAUGUUCAUGUCCUAGAAACUAAGUUUGAAUUAUUAACAUUGAUUGAAAUCAGCAGGCAAACAGCACAGGGCAUGGACUACCUUCAUGCAAAGAACAUUAUCCACAGAGAUCUGAAGAGUAAUAACAUCUUUCUCCAUGACUUGACUGUGAAAAUAGGUGAUUUCGGUCUUGCAACAGUGAAAACAAGAUGGUCGGGUGGCCAGCAGUUCCAACAGCCAUCAGGGUCUAUACUGUGGAUGGCACCAGAAGUGAUUCGGAUGCAGGAAGAAAACCCUUACUCAUUUCAAUCAGAUGUGUACGCUUUUGGUGUAGUGCUAUAUGAGUUAUUUGCAUCACAGCUGCCUUACUCAAAUAUCAACAACAAAGAUCAAAUUUUGUUCAUGGUAGGAAGAGGCUACUUGAGGCCUGAUCUUUCAAAUUUAAUGACCACUACACCCAAGGUCCUCCGGAGGCUAGUGGAAGAUUGUUUGAAAGUAGACAGAGAGGACCGACCUCUCUUCCGUCAAAUUUUGGCAUCACUUGAAGGCCUGAUCAGGACAUUACCAAAAAUUCACAGGUCAACAUCAGAGCCAUUCCUCAACAGAACGCCUCUUCAAUCUGAUGAUUUUGUUUAUCAGUGUGCAUCUCCUAGAACACCCAUUCAUGCUCAGUACGGAGCAUUUCCUUUCUAUUCAAUUGGAGGAGUCAUAUGACAGGGGCCUACAGUCCAAGUUUGCUGAAUAGUCAGUUUUGUGAAGGAGGAAAUAAUGUCUUUCAUCUUGACUCGUAGUCUGCAGUGUGAAUAUUCUUCAGUGGAUUAAUUACUUGCUUGUUCCUGUCUCUUUAAUGUUGAAAUUGAGCUGUGCUGCUCUAUUGCCUUUGUGCAAGUGGACCAUUGUUUUCAAAGUAUACAAACAUCAUUAUUUUGCAUUGUCGUUUGUGGUCUUUGCCAAAAUGCUUCAAUAACAACUAUUCUGUCUUGUGUAAUAUUUUACGAAUUUCUUUUUCUCACUUUAUUUUCUUGCAGAGGACCAUUUGGAAGUAAUAUUUGGACCUUGUGAUACUCUGUAGCUUUCUUUUUAUUCAAAGGACAUACACUGCACGCUAUUAUUUUGAAAAAAAAAAUUAAAUUAAUGGGUGGGUUUUAAAGAAAGGAAUCCAUAUUUGCAGUCUAUACAAACUUUUAACCAUGACUUGUAAUUGUAUGCAAUUAUUUCCUAUUGAGAGCUGGCAUGUUAGGUGUACUACUAGGCUUCUUCCUUGACUUGGAUAUUGUAGUAGAUUGGUUUGUGGAGUUACUACUAGUAGGAUUGCAAACAGAUGAUUCAUGUUAUUUCUUUUUGAGAGAAGUGCCCAGCCAAACUUAUGAAUAUAUGCUCUUUCUCUAAUUUUUUAACAGGGGCGUGUCUUUUAAAACAAUGGCUGGUGGUGCACUUGGAAAAGGUCUUGCAUUUUAUCAUUUGACUUCCGUUAACUUGCACUUCUUUGUGUUUGUUCGAUCGAGGGUUGAGUGUGAGGGAAUCCUUUGUUUCCAAAUUCGAACAGAAAAGCUAAUGAGUCCUUAUCAUUAGUUGGUACACAAGUUUUAUGUCAUUGGUUUAUCUUUGCAUUAUGAACAAUUUCAUUUUCAGGAGCCCAAUUUUGUGUCAGAAUCAAAGUUCGUAUUGCUAAAAUUUGUGAAGAUGUCUAUUUCUUCUUGUCACUUUGUUUCUGUUUAUAAUUUGUUGUAGAUAAGGUGCUCAAUCAAUACAAUGUUUCCUUAGUUUAAAAGACAAGGCUUUUGCGAGCUGUGCUUGCAUUCGUUGUCCCGAUUGUGAUACAAUUAUUAACUUGUGUUGGUUGAUUGUGAAUGUGAAUUUUAUAGAACAUAUAUUUGCCUGUCUUGAAUUCUAAAGUUUUUGAGGAAAAUUGAUAUUUUGUUUAAUAACUACAGUUUGGUGAACAUCAUUUGCUGUAGUUAAUACAGUGAAUGCAAUUUCUUUGUUCACUUAGUUCAUUUUUGGAGCACUCAGAACCCAUCAUGACCACAAUUUAUUCUGUCCCAUAAUAUUAAGGCAUGCAUGGCUUGCCUUUAAACUGUCAUCUUUCCAAGAUGACUCUAAUAUUGAAUCUCAAUCUGUUUAAAGGAUUUACUAUAAAUUAUUCAAUUGAUCCUGUACAUGAGUUGAUAUUUCUGAUAAAGUACCAGCACAGCAUUUUAGGUGACUUUUUCAAUGUUAAAUUUCAUUUUUGCAUGUAGCAGCAAAGCCCUGAACAAACUUUUUUUUUUUUUUUUAUAAAACUGCUUGGGUUUGAAGGGUCAUAAGGG
Messenger RNA from Thrips palmi, 3791 nucleotides. RefSeq names its product raf homolog serine/threonine-protein kinase Raf. Lineage: Eukaryota; Metazoa; Arthropoda; Insecta; Thysanoptera; Thripidae. Gene Ontology annotation, molecular function: ATP binding; protein kinase activity. Gene Ontology annotation, biological process: signal transduction; protein phosphorylation. The transcript has a single exon. The record is from RefSeq and is a predicted model, not a curated record. The coding region runs from base 139 to 2196 and encodes 685 amino acids.